Messenger RNA from Electrophorus electricus (electric eel), 4818 nucleotides. Its product is annotated as multidrug resistance-associated protein 1. Lineage: Eukaryota; Metazoa; Chordata; Actinopteri; Gymnotiformes; Gymnotidae. Gene Ontology annotation, molecular function: ATP binding; ABC-type transporter activity; ATP hydrolysis activity. Gene Ontology annotation, cellular component: membrane. The record is from RefSeq and is a predicted model, not a curated record. Gene Ontology annotation, biological process: transmembrane transport.
AUGGAUGACCUCUGCUCCCUCAGCGGACUGGACCCUCUGUGGGACUGGAACCUGACAUGGUACACCCCUCACCCGGACCUGACCCAGUGUUUCCAGCACACGGUGCUGGUUUGGCUCCCCUGCCUCUACCUCUGGCUUGGCGCCCCUUUCUACCUCGUCUACCGCCGGUUCCGGGACCACGGCCGAAUAUCCGUCUCCGCACUCUGUGGUGCCAAGACGGCUCUGGGUUUGUGUCUGGCCUCGUGUGGCUUGGUGGAGUUACUCUACCUGCUCGUGAAAAGGAGCAGAGACAUUGAGCAUCACAUGAUCUUCCUCCUUGGUCCCAGUAUCCGCACUCUCACCAUGGUGCUGGCUGUGUGCAUAGUCCAUGUGGAGAGGAUGAAGGGCUGCCGAUCUUCGGCCUUCCUCUUCCUCUUCUGGGCACUGGCGUUUGUGUGCUCCCUCGUCCCUCUCAGAGGCCACGUCCAGGCCAUCGCUGAGCAGGGUUUCUCUGGAGACGCCCCGCGAUUUCUGGCCUUCUUCACCUGCUUCUCACUACAGCUGGCUCAGCUCGUGCUGAGCUGUUUCGCUGAUCAGCGUCCCGCCACUCUGAGACCAGCCUGCGUGAAGAACCCAUGUCCCGUGGAAGACGCCUCCUUCCUGUCUAAGAUAUUAUUCUGGUGGUUUAGUGGCCUGGUCACACAGGGAUUCCGCUCACCAUUGAAGGCUGAAGAUCUCUGGUCUCUGCGGGAAGAGGACACCUCGGAGAAGAUCAUUCGUGAUCUGGUGAGGGAGUGGACCACACGUGGUGUCAACCCUCAGCAGCAGGACAAAUGUGAGAGCCCCCCCCGAGCUCUCAGCUACAGGAUCACCGAGCAGACCCAGCUGCUGCUGAAACUGCGUCAGGAGCAGGGAUCCGGCCUCCUCCUGCUCCGGACGCUGGCCAAGACCUUCGGGCCAUGCUUCCUGACGGGAACCCUGUGCCUGAUCGUCCAGGACGCCUUCAUGUUCUCCAUCCCGCAGGUGCUGAGUCUGCUGCUGGGCUUCGUGAGAGACGAGGACGCCCCCUUGUGGAAGGGCCACCUCUUUGCAGUUACCCUGUUCCUGCUCUCCUGUCUGCAGUCCCUGUUUAAUCACCAGUACAUGUACACCUGCUUUACUGUGGGUAUGAGGGUCAAAACUGCCAUCAUGGGUCUCAUCUACAGAAAGACUCUGAUUAUCAACAGCGCCGCCCGCAGGGCAUGCACAGUAGGGGAGAUCGUGAACCUGGUGUCUGCGGACACUCAGAAGCUCAUGGACUUUGUGGUGUAUUUCAACGCCGUCUGGCUGGCGCCCAUUGAGAUCGGCCUGUGCCUUUUCUUCCUGUGGCAGCGCUUAGGCCCGUCGGCAUUGGCCGGCAUCGCCACGGUGAUUCUCAUCUUCCCCCUGAACGGCCUCAUUGCCAAGAUGCGGAGCAAGCUCCAGGAGGUCCAGAUGAAGUACAUGGAUGGACGGAUAAAGCUGAUGAACGAGAUCCUGAAUGGGAUAAAGAUCCUGAAGUUCUAUGCCUGGGAGAAAGCAUUCCAGGAGAAGGUUCUGGCCUACAGGGAAGAGGAGCUCAAAGCCCUGAAGAAGUCUCAGAUCCUUUAUUCCAUAUCCAUCGCGUCCUUCAACUCCUCGACUUUCCUGAUCGCGUUCGCCAUGUUCGGUGUGUACGUGCUGACCGACGAGAAGAACGUCCUGGAUGCUCAAAAGGUGUUCGUCUCCAUGGCGCUCAUCAACAUCCUGAAGACGCCGCUGAGUCAGCUUCCAUUCGCCAUGAGCUCCACCAUGCAGGCCAUCGUGUCUCUCAGGCGUCUCGGGAAGUUCCUCCAGCAGGACGAGCUGAGGCCAGACUGCGUGGUGAGGGAGCCCUACAGCCCUGACGGCACCAGCGUUGUAAUCAAGAACGGCACUUUCAGCUGGUCCAGAGACGGGCCUCCAUGCCUAAAGAGAGUCAACGUGGAAGUGCCACACGGGUCUGUGGUUGCGGUGGUGGGUCACGUGGGCAGUGGGAAGUCCUCCUUGCUCUCUGCCAUGCUGGGUGAGACAGAGAAGAGGAGCGGGCACGUCACCGUGAAGGGGUCGGUGGCGUACGUGCCCCAGCAGGCUUGGAUCCAGAACACCACCCUGCGGGAGAACAUUGUGUUUGGACAGGAGAGGAGAGAGAGCUGGUACCACAGAGUGCUGGAGGCAUGUGCCCUCCUGCCAGACCUGGACGUUCUGCCCGGAGGAGACGCCACGGAGAUCGGGGAGAAGGGGCUAAACCUGUCAGGAGGGCAGAAACAGAGAGUGAGCUUAGCACGGGCUGUGUACCGGACGGCUGACGUCUACCUGUUGGAUGACCCCCUGUCCGCCGUGGAUCCACACGUGGGUCAGCACAUCUUCCACAAAGUCAUUGGCCCUAAAGGAAUCCUUAGAGACAAGACUCGCGUGCUGGUGACCCACGCACUGAGCUUCCUGCCGCAGGUCGACCUCAUCCUGGUCAUGGUGGACGGAGAGAUCACGGAGACGGGCUCGUACGCCGAGCUGCUGGGCCGACAGGGAGCGUUCGCCGACUUCGUUAAAACAUUCGCUGGCAACGAACGCAGAGAAAGCAUCACAUUCCGAGGGACCAGGAAGUCAGUCUCUCGGCUUAGCAUGACGGACUUCUCGAUUGAUCUGUCUCGAGAGCAGCUUAUCAGCGGAGACAUGGUCGGUGCCAGCAUCCCGACUGUGGAGACCCUAGCGGACUCCGAGCAGAACCAGGACCCAGAGGAGCUGGGCAAACUGACCGAGGCCGACGAGGCCCGUACCGGCAGGGUGAAGCUGGAUAUGUAUGUGGAGUAUUUCAGGACCAUAGGCCCCGCCCUCAUCGUCCCAAUCAUCUUCCUCUACGCCUUCCAGCAGGCUGCCUCUCUCGGCUACAACUAUUGGCUGAGGCUGUGGGCCGACGACCCCGUUGUCAACGGCACUCAGACGGACGCCGAUGCAAAGCUGGCCGUGUUCUGCGCGUUGGGCUUCGCGCAAGGGAGUGCCAUUUUCGGGACAACGGUGGCCAUCUCGCUGGGCGGCAUCAUGGCAUCAAGGCACCUCCACCUGGACCUCCUCAACAAUGUGCUGCGCUCCCCCAUGCAGUUCUUUGAGAGGACGCCCAGCGGGAACCUGCUCAACUGCUUCUCCAAAGAGGUAGAUGCCAUCGACUGCAUGAUCCCCGAGGGAUUCAAGAUGAUGCUGGGAUACGUCUUCAAGAUGCUGGAGGUGGCCACCAUCGUGCUGAUGGCGAGUCCCCUCGCUGGAUUCGUCAUACUGCCCCUUACUCUGUUCUACACCUUCAUCCAGAGCUUCUACGUGGCGACAUCCUGCCAGCUCCGGCGUCUGGAGUCGGUGAGUCGGUCGCCCAUUUACACGCACUUUAACGAGACGGUGCAGGGAGCCAGCGUGAUCCGGGCAUUCCGAGUGCAGCCCAGGUUCAUCCUGCAGGCCAACAGCCGGGUGGACCAUAACCAGACCGCCUACUUCCCCAGAUUUGUGGCCACCAGGUGGCUGGCUGUGAACCUGGAGUUCCUGGGUAAUGUGCUGGUCCUUGCAGCUGCCAUCUUCUCCGUGACGGGCCGAGCAACACUAAGUCCGGGCAUCGUGGGUCUGGCUGUGUCGCACUCUCUGCAAGUGACAGGAAUCCUGAGCUGGAUUGUGCGCGCGUGGACCGAUGUGGAAAACAACAUCGUGUCCGUGGAGAGGGUGAAGGAGUACUCAGAAACACCCAAAGAGGCAGCCUGGACAACAGAGAACAGGCCCCUCCCUUCGGCCUGGCCGCAAACCGGCACUAUCGAAUUCCAGGAAUACGGACUUCAGUAUCGGAAAGGUCUAGACUGGGCCUUGAAGGAAAUCACGCUGAGUGUCCAAGAGAGGGAGAAGGUUGGGAUAGUGGGGAGAACAGGGGCAGGAAAGUCUUCGCUUGCACUGGGAAUUUUCCGCAUCCUUGAGGCAGCAAAGGGAAAGAUUUCCAUCGACGGAAUUGACAUUGCGGAGGUCGGCCUGCAGGAUCUGCGGUCUCGCGUCACCAUCAUCCCGCAGGACCCGGUCCUGUUCUCCGGGUCUCUGCGCAUGAGCCUGGACCCCUUCGACAGCUACUCCGAUGAGGAGGUGUGGAGGGCUCUGGAGCUCGCGCACCUCAAGAGCUUCGUGUCGGGUCUGCCGGACAAACUGCAGCACGAGUGUUCCGAGGGAGGAGAGAACCUCAGUUUGGGGCAGAGGCAGCUGGUUUGCCUGGCUCGAGCUCUCCUCAGGAAGACCAAGGUUCUGGUUCUGGAUGAGGCCACGGCCGCCGUGGACCUGGAGACCGACAACCUGAUCCAGUCCACCAUCCGCACUCAGUUUGAGGAGUGUACAGUACUGACCAUCGCUCAUCGCCUCAACACCAUCAUGGACUACACCAGAGUUAUAGUAAUGGACCGAGGUUACAUUACAGAGAUGGACUCUCCAGGAAACUUGAUCACAAAGCGAGGCCACUUCUACCGGAUGUGUGUGGAGGCUGGUCUGGUGUGACUGCCAGAGACCACCACCACCAUCAGUCAUCAUCAUUUCGGAUUUAACAUAAGUUGAUGAGUUUGAAAUGUAGAAUGCAGAAUAUCAAAGACCUUCCUGUGUGCAAACAUGCCAGACUUCCUGUUAUAAGGAACACCAAACAUGGCUCAGGGGGAAGACGCUUCUGUCCAGAGGAAUAUGGCAUAUUCAGGACAGCGAGGAACGACAUUGCAGCUCAUAACAGGUGCUCCGCUUAAACCAAAAACAAAGUACGCGUUGCCUAGUUCAGCAGAUGGUUGAAGCUUUGUACAUGUA